Rotaria sp. Silwood2 is the source of this 384-nucleotide messenger RNA. Lineage: Eukaryota; Metazoa; Rotifera; Eurotatoria; Philodinida; Philodinidae. The record is from the annotation of a GenBank genome assembly.
AUGGACUCAAGAUAUCGUUUUUCAGCAAAUAUACCAAAUCGUUAUGACCAAAUAUCAAAUAAUAAUAACUCGAAUCAUAUGAAUAAUCGAAGUCGUGUAACUCCAACAUCCAAUCGUUAUUUUCAUCGAGUUUCACCCAUAUUUCCUCCUCAUCAUCAACAACGCCUUCAUAAUCCAUCACCAGUAUUAUCUUCAUCAUAUUUGGGCCCAUUACAACAACAUCGACCACGUUUUCUUUCCACAUGGGAUCUUACUCCAACGCCAACUAUUUAUCUUUCGUCACGCAAUAUUGCAACGACUACACCGACACCGACAUCAGUGUCGAUGCCACAGGAUGAGGGUGCGUGUAUCUUGAACAGUUGUGCUGUUUAUUUCUUCUUCUAA